This is a messenger RNA of Agrilus planipennis (emerald ash borer), 1601 nucleotides long. Its product is annotated as acid sphingomyelinase-like phosphodiesterase 3b. Gene Ontology annotation, molecular function: hydrolase activity. The coding region runs from base 1 to 1473 and encodes 490 amino acids. NCBI's taxonomy places the organism in Eukaryota, Metazoa, Arthropoda, Insecta, Coleoptera, Buprestidae. The record is from RefSeq and is a predicted model, not a curated record. The transcript is spliced from 12 exons.
AUGAAUGAAAUUCUUUCUUGGAAGAAGAAGCAGGAAAAUACUUACAUUAAUAUUACAUCGAAAGAGAAUAAUGGGUCCACAUUGGUUUCCGGAAACCGACGACAAUCUUCACAGAAAGACUUUGUCUUUAAUCCAGGGACUUCCAUCGUAUACAAGCAGCGUAAUAAAAGUAUCUUAGUUAAUUUUGGAUAUUUUUGGCACAUCACCGAUUUUCAUUAUGAUCCAUUCUUUGAGGACGUAAAAAAAGGUUGUUGGAAAUCGGUUAUAGAAGGAGGAGUGAGGAAUUACAAGAAACUCGUCGGGCGUUUCGGAGAUUAUCGUUGCGAUUCUCCCUGGGAGCUCAUUGAAUCUGCCGCAAGAAUUAUGGCCGCCCGGCAGGGAGAUAAUGUAGAGUUUGUACUCUGGACUGGAGAUACGUUGUCCCACUCGGUCAAACACAAGGGUGGAACUUUACAGCUUGAGUACGUGCAAAAUUUAACGGACCUCUUCCAGAAAACGUUCAGGUCGCAGUUCGUGUUCCCGGCUCUAGGACACGACGAUCCAGGCUUUAAAAAGCACCUAAGUAGCAUGUGGAGUAGAUGGCUCCCAACUGAUUCCCUAACAACUUUCGAAUCAGGUGGCUAUUAUAUAGUGGAAAGGAAAACGUUUCAGUUACAAAUAAUCAUGUUAAAUACGAACUUAAUGACAAGAAAUAAGCAUGAUGAAGAUGCUAAAAAGCAAUGGGACUGGUUAAACCGUGUUCUUGAAAAAUGCGAAUCUUUAAAACAGACUGUGUAUCUUGUUGGUCAUAUACCACCCGGUUCUGAUGAAAGACGAGGGUCACUAGAAAGAUAUUUUUCCGACUAUUAUAACAAAAAAUAUAUACAAAUCGUUCAGAGAUAUUCCGGUACGAUAAUGGGGCAAUUUUUUGGCCAUCUCCAUUCUGAUUCCUUUAGGGUUAUGUAUAACGAAGAGGGAACCCCUACGAGUUGGAUACUCUUAGCUCCUUCUCUAACGCCUCGAAGGAUGAGCAAUGGGCAAAAUAAUCCUGCCUUGCGACUUUACAAAUUUAACAAAUACACAGGAGAAGUUUUGGACUACACUCAAUACUAUUUGGAUUUACCCAAGGCCAAUCGUAACGAAGUCGAUUGGCAAGUGGAAUAUAACUUUACUACGUAUUACGGAUUGACUCAAAUAACACCAACAAAUUUGAACAGUUUAGCCAAAAGAAUAACCUUCUACAACGAAGACGACACGUUUGCCAAAUAUUUCAGAGCAAAUUCAGUAAAAAUUUACAACGCGUCCCAGUCGGUUUGCGACUCGAGUUGUGCGCAUAGUCACUAUUGCGCCAUAACUUGCGUGGACUUCACAAUGUUCGACGAGUGCUUGAAAACUGCGCCCAGCGCGUUUCUCUCGUCUCAAGAUGCAAUCUUCAUCAAUGGACUCCCGUUCGUAUACCGUAUAAUCGUCGUUGUUCAUCUGUGUGUGCUGUGAUAAAAUUUUUGUAUCCUCUACUUUUAGGGAAUUUGAGUGUAAAAUAUGAAACUUGGUAUUUUUCAAACUGCGAAAUAUGUACCAAAUAUUUUAAUAAAUUAUUAGUUUUCUCUUUUUUAGCGAAUGUU